UUUUAUCUUACUCAUGCGUCAGUGAAUGCGGCGCUAAAGAAACGGAGGCGAGUAGCAGUGUUUCGCUUCACUUGAUAACAUAUUAUUAGUUAACUAUAAUAAACCAGUUAAUUAUAUAUCGUUUAAGUUUCUAUCGACAAGAAAUGAGCGACAACGAAAAGGAUUUUGGCGAGCGGGACUCGCGGUCCGCUUCCAGGAGUGUGAGCCCAAGGGCUUCUGGGAAGUCUGCCAGCCGCUCCCCGGCCCAUUCCCCAGCCCGCUCCAAAGAUGGCUCCAGACACUCCAGGUCUAAGUCCCAUUCCCGAUCUCGCUCCAAGUCCAGGUCUCGUUCCCACAGAAGCUCCCGCAGGCAUUAUUCCCGCUCUCGCUCCCGUUCCCACCGCCGCCGUUCCCGUAGCCGAUCCCGAAGCGGGGAAUAUCGCCGCCGUCGGAGCCACAGCCACUCACCCAUGUCCAACCGCCGCAGGCACAUUGGCAACCGGGCCAACCCGGACCCGAACUGCUGCCUGGGUGUGUUUGGUCUGAGCCUGUACACCACAGAGAGAGAUCUGAGAGACGUGUUCUCCAAGUACGGCCCCCUGGCUGACGUCAGCAUCGUCUACGACCAGCAGUCACGACGCUCCCGCGGCUUCGCCUUCGUCUACUUCGAAGUCCGAGAGGACGCCAAUGAGGCUAAGGACAGAGCUAAUGGAAUGGAGUUGGAUGGACGGAGGAUCAGGGUCGAUUUCUCCAUCACCAAACGACCACACACUCCUACCCCUGGGAUAUAUAUGGGACGGCCCACAUAUGGCGGCGACGGCAGCAGCGGUGGAGGAGGAGGAAGUGGCGGGCCCAGCUCAAGCUCAUCUCGCCGUAGCUCGAAGGAUUACGACCGCGGCGGUGAACGUGGUUACGACAAAGGCUAUGACCGCGGCUACGAUCGCUAUGACGACCGAGAGUGCUACAGGUCCUACAGGCGCAGGUCUCCGUCCCCGUACUACAGUCGAGGGGCCUACCGAUCUCGCUCACGCUCGCGAUCUUACUCCCCACGCCACUACUGAGCAGAGGGAGAAGAGGAGCAAGAUGAUACUUUGUGGGGUUAGGGCCAGGGGUGGGGUGGGGUGCAUAUCUGGGGAAGUUAGGGAAAUGGUAAAGGAUGUAAUUGUGAACUUGAUAAACAGUCAUAUUUUUUGUUUAUUUUAGUUAAAUUUAUUCAGUAGGUGGAUUUCUGUACAUGAGCUUAUUUCUGUCAGUCUUGCCCGUUGUGUUUAGAGAAGCUGUCGAUUUGUUAAUCCAGGGUUCUCCCCAGGAUUUUUUAAAAUGGUGGUGCUGCUGAGUGCAGCGAACACCUGUAAUUCCCAUUUCCUGCAAUCUAGAGCACAUUUUGGUUGGGUUGUUUUCUACAUAGUGGUGCAGCCAGUCCUCAAGGUGGCGCAGCACCCCUCUUACAUUCUUUGGGGAGAACCCUGUUUAAUCCAUCUGAUCUGUAUUUUGUAUCACCAGGCUCCUUUUUAAUGGGUAGAUGUGUUGAAGUUCAGUGACAUUUAGUGCACGAUAGGCUCUAGGGGAGAGGGCUCAAGGUAAAUGCAGCUCUAGGAUCUGAUUACCUUACCCCCAAUCCUAACCUUAACCUUUAGGUUGAUGAAAAAAUAUCUUACCCUUUAUCAGUGGUUAGGGGGUAACUUCUUCCUGCUGUAUGUUCGGGAGAGGGGCCAAGAGCUAGAAGCUCUACCCUAGUUCAAUGCUGUGUGUAUGGGUGUACCAUGAUUUUAAGUCUGCAGGAUUCCAAGCAAUAAUAAAACUGCAUCUUUUCAA
Salvelinus namaycush (lake trout) is the source of this 1794-nucleotide messenger RNA. Its product is annotated as transformer-2 protein homolog beta-like. Gene Ontology annotation, biological process: positive regulation of mRNA splicing, via spliceosome. Bases 144 to 1040 code for a protein of 298 amino acids. The transcript is spliced from 8 exons. Lineage: Eukaryota; Metazoa; Chordata; Actinopteri; Salmoniformes; Salmonidae. Gene Ontology annotation, molecular function: RNA binding. The record is from RefSeq and is a predicted model, not a curated record. Gene Ontology annotation, cellular component: spliceosomal complex.